UCUUGUGUGAUUGUGCCCUCAAGUCCUGAAUAUCUUGCCAUACCAAGGGAAAUCUACUCCUCUAGCUGAUCGGACCUGGGUGAAGGAUCUCGGAUUUGGUGGCGCAACAGUACUCACUCUACUGCAAGGUUAUCUAAACAAGGCUCAUCGUGUCGUUUUGGACAAUUGGUUUCUGGGACCGAAAUUAGCCAAAAUAAUGCUCGCCGAAAAGACUUAUGUGCUGGGCACAGUACAGCGACGUCGGAAAGGGAUGCCGAAGAUGAGGGGGAAACUGGCCAAAGGACGUGUUGAAACCUAUUGUGAUGAUGAAAUUUUGAUUGAACGCUGGAGUGACAGGAGGGAGGUAUGCAUGUUGAACACUUUUGUCCCCCAUUCCAUGCGCAUUGCAGAGUCGUCCAAUCCGAGGAACACCAGGGAGAAACCAGCAACGAUGCUACUUUACAACUCAAUCAUGGGAGCUGUCGACAAUGUUGACAAGAGUAUCAAGCCCUAUCAGUCCGUUCGGAAAUCGUACAAAUGGUAUAAGAAAGUGGUGUUUAAUAUGAUCGAUGUAGCUACCUACAACAGUAUGAUACUGUACAACCACUUGCAUGCUGACCAGAGAGCUGUACCCUACAAAGAUUUUGUCAUGAAGAUAGUCAGAGAAAUUCAAGAAAAAUAUCCAACCCUCAAGAAACCAAUUGGAAGACCUCCAACAGUACCACGAACUGAAAAUCCAGCCUUUCCAGUUCGAUUGAAACCUUGUCACCAUAUUGCUGUCAAACACUUAGAUAAAAAUGGAACGCCAUCGUACUCUGACUGCAUUUAUUGCAAGCACCACGCUGAAUACUCUCCGAAACGCAAGACGACCCCUUUCAGCUGUGAGAUUUGCAAGGUUCGGCUUUGUAUUCAAGGAGGUGACUCUUGUUUCAAGCGGUAUCACACUGAUAAAAAGCUGAAGAAAAUCUCAACCACUCCACAAAAUACGCAGAGUCAGCCCCACACUCAAAUAUCGCAACCACGACUUCCCGAAGACAUUGAUACUCUGGGCCCAAAUGCAGUUCAAUUUAUUUUAAGUCCUAAUCAUGAAAUCGUAGUAUUUGGUGAAGAUGGAAAUCUGCUCACUGGUGCUCAAUUUUCGGACGAAUCAUCUUUGCCACCCAUUUAAAUUAAAUAUUUUUCAUAAUUAUGUUUACUCAUGAAUCGUAGUAGUUUUUCUUAAAUAUCGUUGCAUGUGAUAAUACGAACAUAUUCUGUUGUUUUUUUCUUGAAAAUAAAAUUCGGGUCCGUGUGGUCGGAAAAGAUUCAUCAGCUUGGGUGCGUGAAGACAAUUUACUGACAAUUAUUCGGGCCUGAAGGAUAUUUAAUUGGAAAUUAAUUAGGGACUUAGUGAUACGAUUUUUCUUGACAACAUUUUAUAAAUGGGAUCCUAAAGGUUAAAAGUUUAC
Molecule: messenger RNA, 1427 nt
Organism: Folsomia candida
Lineage: Eukaryota; Metazoa; Arthropoda; Collembola; Entomobryomorpha; Isotomidae
Product: piggyBac transposable element-derived protein 3-like
Exons: 3
Coding region: 197-1147 (316 amino acids)
Source: RefSeq, a predicted model, not a curated record